Messenger RNA from Pygoscelis adeliae (Adelie penguin), 1797 nucleotides. RefSeq lists its product as uncharacterized. Gene Ontology annotation, molecular function: acetylcholine receptor inhibitor activity. The record is from RefSeq and is a predicted model, not a curated record. The transcript is spliced from 9 exons. The coding region runs from base 1 to 1797 and encodes 598 amino acids. Gene Ontology annotation, biological process: positive regulation of canonical Wnt signaling pathway. Lineage: Eukaryota; Metazoa; Chordata; Aves; Sphenisciformes; Spheniscidae.
AUGAUGAGGCAUUUGGAUCUAGCAACAGGCACGGCAGAUGAAGAGAUAAACGAAGGAGCAGAAGAGUCUGCAGUGAAGCUUGAUCUCCAGGAGAUCGGUAAAGUUGCCAAGCAACACGUGCUGACCCAGUGUGACAAGCUGCGAAAUGAUCUGUGGAGGUGCACGCUCCCGUUUACCCCAGUGAAGCAAGUCAGGCGAGACCCAUACCUGUUUGUACAGAUACGUGCCCUGAAAGCAAACGCUCCCGGACUGGAGCGUGUCUACCCGGUGCCGUUGCUUGUGCAGCUGAUGGCUCCCGUUGUCCUCGGCUCAGGACCACCAGGACAGUGUCGGCAUCUGGCCGGCUCAGCUCCAGGUCUGUGUGUAUUUAGCCAUGAGGAACUCAAAAACGUGAAUGGUCCUAAAUCCACGCACGUACCCGGCUCCCUCGCCGAGGUGAGGUUUUUUCGGCCGCCGCAUGAGUACGGAUUUCGCCGGCGAUUGCCGCCCGCGCCGGCAUGGGUGCUGCUGCUCAGCCUGCUGGCCGGCUGCCUGCCCGCCGUGCAGCCCAGGGACUUCACCGUGAAGGACAUCAUCUACCUCCACCCUUCCACCACACCGUAUCCUCACGGAUUUAAAUGUUUCACCUGCGAAAAGGCAGCAGACAAUUACGAAUGCAACCGAUGGGCUCCGGAUGUCUAUUGCCCAAGAGGUACAAGAUACUGCUUUAGCCAACACAUGAUGAAAGUUACUGGAGAAAGUGUAUCCGUCACCAAACGCUGUGUACCAUUAGAGGACUGUCUGUCUACGGGAUGCACCUAUGUAAAGCAUGAAGAAUACAAGAUCUGCACCUCCUGCUGCGAAGGAAGCAUCUGCAACUUGCCGCUACCAAGGAACACAACAGACGCCGUAUUUACAACCCUCUCCCCCCUCAACAAAACACAGAGACUUUCACAUCCCGUCCUGCUGACAACGGCGUGUCUCUGGUUGGGGUUGAUGUCACAGCACUGGGUCACGCUGCCACGCGUGGACCACCGCAUGGAAGGUGCCGGUGCCUGCAGUGAGGUGACAUGGGCUCCAGUGCUAGCUGGCUCGUCGGGUGCAUUAGCAGACAGGGUCUUCACGCUGUGUUUGGGUGCACCUCAGGCAGACCAGAAACCUUUUUGGGUACCCGGUAGCGCGCUCUACCCACGAAGACUGGGAUGCCACCGGUCAAAUUUCGUUAUCGGCGUUGAGGCGGCACGGCCUUCGCCUGCUUUCUCGGGCAAAUCAUCAAGCAGCCCAGCACAGCUUUCAGCAACCCAGUUCGUGCAAAACCCACCCAGCACCAAGGCAGCCAAAGCGAUGCCGAACCUCUUGACUGCAGUAGCUGUAAUCCCUAAUACUUUUUUUUUGAGACACGAGAACCUCUUCUCCAUUGCCAGCCCAAAUCCAGCACAGUCCCGCAAAAAAAACUGGCUGGGCAAAGCUUUUGAGAACAUUUUUUACCCCCCUAAAGAGGCUCAAGCAACCAGCAAAGGCUAUGCCCCAAGUGUCUCACUAACGCCUGGAGGGUCCCGUAUAUUCCCGGUCAAGGCUGGCGAGAGAACUUUGCAUCACGACUUGCUCUUUCCACCAAGAAACGGCCAACAGGUUGGGACUCCGACUCUGGUGUAUGGUUUCACCAUACCUAUACGUAGGGAGUGGGAAAGGAAAUGGAAAACGUACUUAAAAUAUGUCUAUUACGGAAUCGACGGCAAGCGUAAAGUUAACUCUCGUGAUCUGAAGGCGCAAACCUUGAAAAUGGGAAUGCCCGAAGCGGCAUCAGUUCAGAAUUAA